Molecule: messenger RNA, 495 nt
Organism: Lathyrus sativus (Indian pea)
Lineage: Eukaryota; Viridiplantae; Streptophyta; Magnoliopsida; Fabales; Fabaceae
Source: the annotation of a GenBank genome assembly
AUGGCAGUUGGGUUGUUUAGGGUAAUAUCAGGAGUUUGUAGAACAAUGAUCAUAGCCAACACUGGUGGAUCUCUCAUGCUUCUUCUUGUUUUCUUACUUGGAGGUUUCAUUCUUCCUAAACGUGAGUCACUAAUCAUUAAUCAAACUCUAAUUAAGGCACUAAUCCUAUGUAAUUUGUUAUGGUCAUUAAUAUGGUUAAGCCUUAAUGUGUUAACAUGUGACAUUCCAAAUUGGUGGGUCUGGGGCUAUUGGAUUUCUCCAUUGUCAUAUGCUUUCAAUGCUUUAUCGGUUAAUGAAAUGUUCGCUCCACGGUGGAGCAAACCGUCUUCAAAUAGAUCAACAUCAUUGGGUGUAGCCAUAUUGAAUAUCUUUGAUAUUUAUAGUAAUGAAAAUUGGUACUGGAUAGGAGUUGGAGUUCUUAUUGGUUUCACUGUUUUAUAUAAUGUUCUGUUCACCCUUUCACUUAUGUACCUUAACCCUAUUGGAAAGAAAUAA